AUGCGGCCUCUUGCUGGGUUGGUGUCCUGCGCCGUGGCAAUCGUGCAGGCCGUGGUUGCCGAGGACGCCUUAAGCAGCCUCGUGCAGCGAAAGCGGGCUGGCGGGGACUUCGAGCGCUGCACGGGCCACAGCCUUGGAUUGGACCCGAUCGAGAGCAAUGUCAGCCUGUCGGAUGGCACCUGGAGCUGGUGCAGCGGCGGGGAGGGCACACCCAUCUGGCCAUCCAGCGCAGGUGGAGGAAAGGUCUGCUGCCCAGCCACGGCGUCCUGGUGCUCCGGGUGCGCCGAGGCGACAGAGCAAGGCGAUGGCUGUGCGGCGUGCCUUGGAGGCUAUGUCCUCCAAGAGGGGACUUGCCAGCCUUGCAUGGACUUGCCUCAUUGGUCUGAUGCCAGCGGCGCCAACUGCUUCGCUGUGCCCCGCUCACAGUGCUCCGACGCGCGCUUCCGCGGCCUUUCAUCGAACAAGGCCUGCUGCAAGUGUGGGGGCGGCUUGCGUUCCGCGGCUCCUUUCCGGUACUUCGUGCUGCCGCUCGUGUCCGGAGGUGGGGUGAAGGGCCACCCCUUGCCUCGGACGGGCUCCAGCUACUCCCUGGAUGCUGGCUGCCAGCUUUUGCCGCUCGGGGACAAGUCUUGA
Molecule: messenger RNA, 633 nt
Organism: Symbiodinium natans
Lineage: Eukaryota; Dinophyceae; Suessiales; Symbiodiniaceae
Source: the annotation of a GenBank genome assembly